Molecule: messenger RNA, 1836 nt
Organism: Venturia canescens
Lineage: Eukaryota; Metazoa; Arthropoda; Insecta; Hymenoptera; Ichneumonidae
Exons: 1
Coding region: 426-1661 (411 amino acids)
Source: RefSeq, a predicted model, not a curated record
GGCAGUCGCGAUUCGAACGCUCGUCGAAACCCAAGGUUGCGGCAAAUUGCUCCCGGCGUGUAUAUGCCUCCGACUAUAACGUUGCGUAAUUUUCGCGGUCUCUUCCCAUUCGAUCUGUCGAGAAGGCGCGCGUUAAAGAGCUCGCGAGGGAGAGAGGGGAGGGAGCGUAAUUCGAACAAACGAUUUCACACCCAAGGCCCAGCACGCUUCAGUCUCGUUCCCGCAUUCGAAUUCGAUCGACGGUGCUUCGGUUUGCUUCGGUGCGAGGAAGCUGUUUGUGGGGAACUUGUUAUAAAAGAGCGAAAGCGGUGUGGAUAACAUGAGGAGCGAAUCGAACGAUUCUUUCGAACAGUAAACCGCGAUCGGGACCCGGCGAUCUCUUAAAUCCACAAAAGCACUAAAAGGAGCUUAAAUCGUGAGGAAAUAUGGCGAACGACGGUUCCGUCGUGGCUGACAACUACGUUAUUCCAAAGCUCGACUCGCUGCUCAACAAAAAACUGGGAAAAGAUCUCGAGCUGAUAGAAUACACGGCGACGAGUCUCCUGCCACCGGGCGAGAAUUACGGAAGCUUGAUAUUGAAGGUCGACGCGAAAAUCAGAAUGGGCGAGAAGAGAGAAGAGAUUCGGGAGGUCAACCUCAUCGCGAAAAUCCCACCGCUGACGCAGCGACAGCGCGAUUUUUUUGACAGCCCGUACACCUUCGACAAAGAGAGGUUCAUGUACGAGGAGAUAUUACCGACGUACAGAAAGUUCGAGGAGGAUUGUGGGAUAAGCGACCUCUUCGACAUCGGCCCGGACUUCUACGGUUCGCGGUUGUCCCUCGUCGGCGAUGUGUUCGACGACGACGCGGUUAUACUGAUGGAAAACUUGAAAACGCGCGGUUAUUACACGGGCGACCGCUACUGCGGGCUCGACAUCGACCACGCCAGGUUGGCCGUUCAGGCCAUGGCGCGAUUCCACGCCCUCGGGAUAGCCAUUAAAACGAAGAGACAGGCUUUUUUCGAGGUGCUCAAGGUCCGCUCCAAGUGUUUGGAAAUGAAGAAUCCGGACGAGUGGAAGGACGGAAUGACCGAAAUGUACAAAAACAUCAAAGCGGACACGGUCCUCGCCGAGCACUACGACAAGUGCAUGAAAGCUUUCGAAGCCGGCUCGAAAAACGAGUGCUGGUUCGCGCCCCCCAUCGAGCCGUGGUCGACGAUAAUCCACGCGGACUUUUGGGUCAACAACAUCAUGUUUCACCGCGACGAAGAGACCGGCAAACCCGACGACGUCAAAUUCGUCGAUUUUCAAAACUACCUGUUCCUCAGUCCGACCCGAGAACUCGCUUUCUUCCUCGGUUCCGGGGUCAAAGACACCGUCGCCAAACGCGAAAUCGACCUCCUCAUCGAUCACUAUCACAACACCCUCGUCGAACGACUGAGCCUCAUGGGAUGCGACCCCGCACCGUACAGACGCCAGGCCUUCGAUCAACAGUUGUCCAAGGAUGCUUACGUCGAAUUCACACACUCCGUUUUCAUGCUCAAAAUCAUGACGAAAGAAGUCGACGUCGAUGAUCCCAACUCACGCAACGUUGCUGACGCCAUGCUCGAUUCGUGCUCCGAAUUAUUUUACGUUCGAUUGCGCGGACUCGUCAACGACUACAUCGAGCGAGGUUGGAUGUAGAAGAUCGAGAAACACUGCCGAACCGAUCGCAAUGAUUUUUCGUGUCGAGUUCGAUUCAUCGAGUAUCCAAUAAAAUGUGCAAAUUCUAUUGUUAAAUCGAUUGAGUGCGUACAGAAUUUCCGGGGGUUUUGCGCAAUGAAAAUUUGUAAUAUUUGUAAUUAUAUUUUUAUAUACG